AUGGGUCUGGAUUGUACGCCUUGGGGCGGAGCCUCCAAAGAGAGGGGGCGCUGCGUUACCGGCAUACCAUUCCGUGCGAGCUACGGUAACGCUCGUAUCGUACCGAAAUUCGUGCGAACUGCAUUGCAUGAACCGUGCGCGUGUGAGCGUGUGAACACGUGCCGCUGUGUGGCGUGUUGUCGUUCCCGUGUUCCUAAAACCGCCAAGAUUCGGGUGAAGAAUCGUGAGCCGGUGCCGGCGUACGCCAUGGCCGACGCCGACCGUGAUUCGGACCUUGGAGACGAUAGCCCUGUGUCAGCGCGGUCAGAAGGCGACUCAUCCGGCGACCAGUCGUGCGAGAGCUCUGACGAGGGCGUGGGUCGAGACGCAGCUCCCCACCAGCAGCAGGCCCACCAGCCGAUGCUGCAGCCCCACCAGCCUCUCCACAACAUGUCCCACCACGGACCCUUAAACCACCAAAUGAAUAACAUGAACAGCAUCAACAAUAUCAGCAACCAUCCGAUGAAUCACUCACACCAGAGGAAUUCGCCGAGGCCUCUCGAAAGGGAGCUGAAGGUUCGCGAUGACUUCGAGUCACUCAAGACGUCGUUGCAUCCUCACCUGUCAUCCCUGGCUUCGCUUGCCCAAGGGCCACCCCUGUCCACUCCCAGCAGUGUUUUCGCUCUUGCCAGCGGUGGCGCGAACUUCCCCUACGCUCCGCCCGCAUUCUUGGCCCCUGCACCCCCACCCCCAGCUCAACCUGUCGGCUCCGCUUCAUCAUCGUCCUCCGAGGGAAGCGCGGCUGGAUGGAGCUUCGAAGAACAAUACAAGCAGGUCCGUCAGUUAUACGAGAUCAGUGAUGAUCCACAAAGAAAAGAGUUUCUUGAUGACCUGUUCUCCUUCAUGCAAAAGCGAGGAACACCAAUCAAUCGACUGCCAAUAAUGGCGAAGUCUGUGCUAGAUCUAUACGAGUUGUACAACCUUGUGAUAGCUCGAGGUGGCCUCGUGGAGGUCAUCAACAAGAAACUCUGGCAGGAGAUCAUUAAGGGCCUGCGACUUCCUUCCUCCAUCACCUCGGCCGCCUUCACUUUACGCACACAAUACAUGAAAUAUCUGUACGAUUACGAGUGCGAGAAAAAGAACCUGUCAACGAGGAAUGAGCUGGACGCCGCUAUAGAAGGAAACAAGCGUGAGGGGCGUCGUGCUUCUGGGCAAUAUGAUGCGCAGGCUGCUUUGGCCAUGCCUCCUCUAAGCAGAAUGCCAGCGUCCCUCGCGCAGUUGUCACAACAUAUGCAGCCUCUAUCUCUAUCGCUGGGUGGAGGGGUCGCUGGUAUACCCCGUCUUCCACCACUGCCGCCUCACGCUCCGCAUAUAACUCAGCACGAUAUAGAAUACCGCGUGCGAGAGUAUAUGAAGAUGAUUCAGCAACAACGCGAGUUGAUCCGGAAUGGUUCGGAAUCACCCCCAAGUGCCCCAAUGGUAUCUCCUCGAGAUGCAGCGCUCUCAGCCAUCGAUGUAUCCCGCCUUACUCUCUGGUCUUUAUACAACAACAAUAACAACAGCCCUCAACCAGACCUCGAGCCACAACGUCUUUAUCUUUACAGAGAGGCCUUAAACCUAAGCGAAAGUCCAAAUUCAAGCAUAAGCGGUGGUAAAAGGGAAGCGUGUCGUUCUCCGCCUCCACCCGCAAAGCGUCGCACCCCGCGUCCUCCUUCCCCCGCGCCGGUGCCCUCCCCGCAGUUACCCCGCGAGCCUUCACCGCGCACUCAUGCGCACCUUAACGGCAACUCGAACGGGGUGAACGGAGCCGCCUUCAAAAUCACCACAAGGGGUGACGCAAACACUGGUGACCAGCAGCUCGUUGUAUCAAUCGAACUUAAUGGUGUGACGUAUGAGGGCGUUCUGUUCCCAUCACAAAACGGCAACGGUCAGAAUGGUCACAGGCAAAUGGUAUCCUAAGCUCUAUAUAUCCUGUAUCUAAGUAUUAGGAUCACGUUUUAUUGAAUAUAUACGCUGUUUAUGUCCCAAAGUAUUCCAUUAAUCAGUGUUGGAGGAACUUCGAUUGAAGAAGUCCAAAAAAGGGUAGUUUGGAAAUAUUAUUAGAAAAAGGGUCGAAUGAAGUCAUUUUUUAUUACAAAGUAGCAAUGUCUUAAUAUUCAUUUUGAUAAUACCUUGAGAUUUAACAUCUUAGAUAGGUGUUAAUUUACGUCAGUGAAAAUGUUAAGUGGUGGAAUCACAGAUAAAACAUGAAACAACUUUGCGUGUGGUUUGAAAGGCUUGCUAAUAUAUGGUGAUUUCGAAUUCGUAUCGUAAUUUCCACAGUAUAUCUAUAGUAGUAGUUAAUCGCCUCAAUUUUACUACCAGUGAAAUUCGUGAAAAGGUGAAAAAGUUAAAGUGAAAUUACUGAUUUAUGCACAUUAACAUUUUUCACUGACUGACGACAGUGAUUAAAAACAAUAUGAUAUGAAACUUUAAGAUGUUUCUAGUCUGAUAAGUUUGCUUGAUAAUUAAAAAAAAUAUUAAUGGGACUUAAAGUGUAUGAAAGUAUUUGUAUUUAUAUAAACUGAGUUUUCGUUUAUACCGAUCAUCCAAUAUUAUGAGAAAUAUCGUAUGGUAUGGAAUAAAAUUCGCUUAUGUCACUGCCCUGAGAAACGCUACUCUAGCUUCAUAUGUUGUGCACUCUGUACGCCAAAUAGAGGGUUAAUCUGUGAAACGUAUCUGUUUGUCUCCUUCGCUUCGCUUCAGAGUGUAUUGCUGUCUCGCUUGCAUAGAAGCGGUUGGCGCAGAGUAAGAGAGGAAUUAUAAUUUUGAUCAAUGGUGGAUUUUUUUGAUUACUUUUUAUUUGGCCUGCAGAGUUUAAUUAUUGUCUUGUUCUCUAGUGGAUGCUUUGUAUAUUUUAUUAUUUUAAAUAAAUAACGGUCAAAUGACAAUUUUCUGUAAAUAUAGUUUUGGUAUUAACAUUAUGUUACUUAUUUAUAAUUUUUGGUAAGCGUCGAAUGUAGCGCGGCUUGUUUGGUGUUUUUUUAUAUGAUUUUUUUUUAUGUAAAUUUUUGUAAAUAUCUCGUGUAAAUGGUAGUAUCGUUUCUGUACGCCGCAUUGUAUGUUUGUGAUUAUUACGUACCUAUGGAUGGUUCUAGGUGUAUAUUUUAUCAUCUACGACUUUGUCAGUAUUGUAUUUUAGCUAAGGUAUUUAUAGUUCAGUGGAAUUUUAAAAUAAAAACAUUUCGUAUUAUGUAUCUCCUAUAAUAUUUUAACGCGUUUCCAUGAGUCUUUCGGUUGCGUGAUUCGAGUAUUUGCAUCGGUGAAAACUUUGUACUAAACCCUCCCAUGUCAAGUUAGUCACAAGAAAUCUUGUAACUAACUUGACAUGGGAGUUACUACAAAUAACAAAUCCUUACUCGGAAAGUUAACAUAUUAGGUAUUUAGCCGUCAUUGUUUUUCCAGUUAUUGAACUUUUAUUUUUUUAUAUUAUACUACGUAUUAUUUUAUUAUCAUUCCUUGUGUCAAAUUCGGAAUGAGUCAAAUUUCGCCCGUAGUUUUACCGUCGUAACCAGAAACGUUUACGCUUUAGUUGGAGUACGCUUUACUAUUUGUUGAAACCCGUGCCUCUAAUUAUUUGCUUACUUCCGUAGGGCCUUAUUUAAUAAACAUGGCAUUAAGUCGGAAUAGUGGUGUGGCAAACAUCGCAUAACCAUUCCAACGUUAUGCAACGAUUUUUGAUAAGACCCUUUAAGAAAACACGAACUAAUUCCGAUCAUAAAAGAAAAGAUUGCCGCCUUUGCAAAUAUACUUAACACCAACUUGGGUUUUUCACAUUUUUAUACUUGAGUAAUUUAACGAUAUUAUAAUAAAUAGUCUGCUUAAAAAUAGAUAUAAAAGUCGAUCUUUGUAGCUAUCUCGAAUAUAUAUUCUUUGUUAUUUUUUAAAUUGUGUAGGAAGCUUGACGAACUUGAUGUUUUUUUUUAAUCUUACACCCAUCAUCAAAGCUUUCUGCAUAGUUUAAAUCUUGUAAUGGACACCAAUUUUCAUAUUAUAUUAAGAACCCUGAUUGUCUAUGGCAUAGAGUCUAGUAUUAAAAUCGUGUUAUAAUUUGUGACCCGGCUGCUGUUGUCACAGUUUCAAUGCAUAGAUAAUCAGGGCCAAAGAUGUUUGUAAGAAAUCGUUUAGAAUGCACACUACUUAAAAUAAACAUUGUGGUGUGGAAGUAAAUAUGAAGUUUCAAUGGCCAUUUCCUUAGAUAAGGGCUCUGAUUUUCUAGUUUUUUUUAAUCUUAACUACGGAUCAAACGCAUUUGGUGAUGUAAAUUUUCCCAUUUGUUUUGCCUUUUGAUUUUUACGUCAAACAUUGUAAUAAAGAGUGUUUUAUGUUUAAAAUGUAAUGAAAAAUCAGGGCCAAGCUUUAGCUUUUAGGUUUUUUAAUAGUUGAAAAUAAAUAAAAAUAUGUCGUCUAAAAACAUGUUUAGCGGCGAAAAAUUACAAACCUUUUUUAAUUUUUUAUGAAUAGGAAUAGAAAUAUUUAUGUUCUCAGAUUUAUAAUUAGGUACUAUGACCAUUUUCAUGUGGCGCAUCGUAUUGUAUAAGUGCAAUAAGCGGAAUCCAAAAUAAAUGAAAAAAAAUAAAAAUAAUAAUCUCCAAUUUAUUCGAAUCGGACUUAGAAUUAGGAGUAGGUAAUGUAUAAUUAUUAUGAGAUGCUUUGUAAAUGACUGAUUUCAAUAAUUUACGAUUAAUUUAAUGGAUUUAAUUAUAAUGGUUAAUUUUUACAAUUCGAUUUGUAGGAUCGCAAAUCUUAGAGGUAUGUAGCGGUAGCAGACUAUGUCCAGAUAGGGCGAAUUUUUCGCGAAUCCUCCCGCCAUACUGUACCCUGUAUUAAAUAUUAAUAAAUUAAAUAUAAAAUAUUAAAAUUAAAUACUAAAGUAAUUUUCAAUUAUCGAAACACUAUAGUGUCAAAGUAAAAUGAACCUAACUUUAACCAUUUUAAAGUAGAAUUUUCAGUAAUACUUCAUUUUACUUUUCAAUCGUUCCACUAGGAGCGCUUUUUAUAUAAUUGUGAACGAAAUUAUACAAAGUAAUGGAAAUUAGGUCUACUUUGUCCUAACAUUAUAGUUACUUGAAAACGACUUAUGAUUAUGCAACUUGAGUUUCGCAAUUUGAGAUACAUACUUUACUCCACGGUGACGUCACACGUGUACUUUGACAAUGGAAUUACUAUAAAUAUGGAAUACUAAUAAAGCUCAAGAAAAAUGCGUAUAACACUCUUUUUGGACGCAAUUCAGUGGUACACUUUCGCGCGAAAUUCGCCCUUCUGGACAAAGCCUUAGUACAUUCCUAAUAAUGUACAAUAAUAAUUAUUAAAUAAUAAAAAAAAAUCAAACCCGGCCUACUAUUUCGCAUAGACAUCGGCCGGAUGCAUUAACGAUUUUCGUCUUACACCAAAAAUGUUUUGAUGUAUUCAAAUAAUAUACAUGAAUAAAUAAUUAUUAUAAUGACAUAUCAA
This is a messenger RNA of Pararge aegeria (speckled wood butterfly), 5472 nucleotides long. RefSeq names its product protein dead ringer (gene retn). The coding region runs from base 1 to 1938 and encodes 645 amino acids. NCBI's taxonomy places the organism in Eukaryota, Metazoa, Arthropoda, Insecta, Lepidoptera, Nymphalidae. Gene Ontology annotation, biological process: regulation of transcription by RNA polymerase II. The record is from RefSeq and is a predicted model, not a curated record. The transcript has 11 exons. Gene Ontology annotation, molecular function: DNA binding. Gene Ontology annotation, cellular component: nucleus.